Molecule: messenger RNA, 687 nt
Organism: Nerophis lumbriciformis (worm pipefish)
Lineage: Eukaryota; Metazoa; Chordata; Actinopteri; Syngnathiformes; Syngnathidae
Source: RefSeq, a predicted model, not a curated record
AUGACCGCACUGAGCAGCUGGGAGCUUUGCGUCAAGUACGCUCUCUUCGUCUUCAACUUUAUCUUCUGGUUGGCCGGGACGGGCGUGUUGGCGGUGGGCCUAUGGCUACGCUUCGACUCCAGAACUUCAGGACUGUUUGAGGGCGAGGACUCCCCUUCGGUUUUCUUCACCGGCGUGUACAUCCUGAUCGCGGCCGGAGCCCUGAUGAUGGUCGUGGGCUUCCUGGGAUGCUGCGGAGCCAUCAAGGAGUCGCCGUGCAUGCUGGGAUUGUUCUUUCUGUUCCUGCUGCUCAUCUUCGCUGUGGAAGUGGCGGCGGGCAUCUGGGGUCUGUCCAACAAGGAGCGCGUGGUCGACGACGUCACGGAGUUCUACAAGCAAACUUAUACCAAUUACAAGGACACCAGGCAGGAGGCGCUUAAGGAGACCCUUCGCCUCAUCCACUUUGGCCUCAACUGCUGCGGUCCCACGGGCACGGUGAUCGACGCCGCCAGGGACAUUUGCCCCAAGCAGGAGGGGCUGGAGGUCCUCGUCACCACGAGCUGCCCCGCCGCCAUCGGCGAGAUAUUUAACAACAAGCUUCACGUGAUCGGAGGCGUGGGCAUUGGCAUCGGCGUCAUCAUGAUCUUUGGCAUGAUCUUCAGCAUGAUGCUGUGCUGCGCCAUCAAGCGAUCCAGAGACUUUGUUUAA